Molecule: messenger RNA, 1138 nt
Organism: Scomber japonicus (chub mackerel)
Lineage: Eukaryota; Metazoa; Chordata; Actinopteri; Scombriformes; Scombridae
Gene: esd
Product: esterase D/formylglutathione hydrolase
Exons: 9
Coding region: 91-939 (282 amino acids)
Biological process (GO): formaldehyde catabolic process
Cellular component (GO): cytosol
Molecular function (GO): S-formylglutathione hydrolase activity
Source: RefSeq, a predicted model, not a curated record
UUGACGUUGUUGGACUUUGCUCUGGUCUGCACCGGCGGGGAAGUUAGCUGUGACUCUAGCAACACAUUACUGAGCUUUGUUAAGAUCAUCAUGGCUCUCACACAAGUGUCCUCAAACAAGUGUGCAGGUGGAUUCCAGAAGGUUUUUGAACAUGACAGCUCUGAGCUGAAGUGUAAGAUGAAGUUUGCAGUCUACCUGCCUCCCAAGGCUGAGACCGACAAAUGUCCCGUCAUGUACUGGCUCUCUGGUCUCACCUGCACAGAGCAGAACUUCAUCACCAAGGCUGGCGCUCAGCUCGCUGCUGCAGAGCACGGCAUCAUCAUCAUCGCUCCAGACACCAGCCCACGUGGCUGUAACAUUGAAGGGGAGGAUGAGAGCUGGGAUUUUGGCACUGGGGCUGGUUUCUAUGUCAAUGCUACCCAGGAGCCCUGGAAGACCAACUACCGCAUGUACGCCUACGUCACUGAGGAGCUCCCCAAACUGAUCAACGCUAACUUCCCCACCGACCCAGACAGGAUGUCCAUCAGCGGUCACUCCAUGGGGGGCCAUGGGGCGCUCAUCUGUGCCCUGAAGAACCCUGGGAAAUACAAGGCUGUGUCUGCGUUUGCCCCCAUCUGUAACCCCAUCCAGUGUCCCUGGGGACAGAAGGCCUUCUCAGGAUACUUGGGCUCUGACAGGUCCACAUGGGAGGCAUACGAUGCCACCGUGCUGGCGGCAGCGUACUCCGGUCCUCAGCUGGACAUCCUCAUUGAUCAGGGCCGUGAUGACCAGUUCCUGUCAGCCAGCCAGCUGCUGCCUGACAACCUGAUCGCCGUCUGCUCCGAGAAGAAAAUCCCUGUCGUCUUCAGACUGCAGCCGGGUUACGACCACAGCUACUUCUUCAUCUACUCCUUCAUGAACGACCACAUCAAGCAUCAUGCCAAGUACCUCAAUGCCUGAACCCCCCCCCCCACAGAGCACGCUCCUGUCCUGUUCACUGUCACCUCACAUCUGUUCCUUCAGUCUAAACAGCACUUAGUGUUUGAAGUAUCUGUAUGAUGGUUCAGUGGACAGUGUUCAGAUGAUCAUCAUGUGGAUUUUGAUAAGUUGUCAGUGAUCAGUGUCAGCUGUAAUGUUCACAAUAAAAGCAUUCAUUAUU